Molecule: messenger RNA, 393 nt
Organism: Arabis nemorensis
Lineage: Eukaryota; Viridiplantae; Streptophyta; Magnoliopsida; Brassicales; Brassicaceae
Source: the annotation of a GenBank genome assembly
AUGUCUGAAUUGCGAAGAGGCUUCUCUAAGACAUGUAGAUGUGGAGAAGCCGUAGUGAUGAAAACGUCUAGGACCGCUAGAAAUCCUGGAAGACUGUUUCAUGCUUGUCCAAAUGGAUCAGAAGAGAAUAAAUGGUUUCAUGUGUUUAAGUGGACUGAUGAGUGUAUGGUUGAAAAGCUUGAGGAUUUGGUAGAAAAAGUAGAUGACAUCGAARGAACUUCGGCUAAGCUACAAAAGACAUSARGAGCUUGUGAAUCAAAGAUCGAAACUCUGGAAAUGGAGAUAAGAACUUGUGAGGCUGUUGUUCAAACGAAACCGAGCCGUUUGUCUGCGUGUCAUCCAUGCCACUAUACAUUGGAGAUCGAAACUCUGGAAAUGAAGACAAAAAUUUGA